AUGGAGAAUUCGACUUUCGAUACAACAAAUUGCAGCAAUCUCAUUCACGAAUUGCUACAAAAACAGAGGCAAAUUGAGACUGAAUUUGAAAUCGAUUUAAAUCGAUCGAUUAUAGAAGAAGAAGAAACUAAUUGUUUUGGAGAUGAAUUCGUACCAAUAUUCAACAAUCCAGACAAUGCAGAUGAAGCAAUCGAUAAUGCAGAUGAAGCAAUUGAGAAUGCAGAAGACCCAAUUCAUAAUGCAGAAAAUCAAGUGGUUCCUGAUAAAUCAAUUGAUUCAAAUUCAGAACAAACAACCAAAUCAGAUGCAACUAAAGAUACAAAUCCAAUUGAUGCUUAUGGUUUAGAUCUUAGAGGAUCAUUUGUUGGUGUGGUAAGAGAAACUUUUGUAGAAAUUUUGGAAUUGUAUGAAAAACAUGCUGCUAUACUGGGGUUUUCAAUAAGAAAACAUACAACUAGAUUCAAACAACACACAAAAAUAGUAACUGAGAAAAACUAUGUGUGUUCUGCUGAGGGAAAGAGACAUUCAGGUCAGAAGAAAACAAAGUUAGUUGAAAUGGUUGAUGAAGAGGAUGUAAAUGUAAAAACAAGAAAGCCAAGACAAGUAUCCAUUACAAGAUCAAAUUGCAAGGCAUGCAUAAGAGCAAAAGUGAAUAAAGAAGGACAGUUUGAGGUGGUGGCUCAUGUUAUUGAGCAUAACCACGAGCUAACAAAGCCACAGUGGCAUUAUUUGCAUCGUUCUGAAAGAAAAAUGACAGAGGAAAAAGUUGUAACAAUCAAAACAAUGAAAUCUUCAGGUCUAACUACAAUGGACACUUACAAUUACAUGGCUACAGAGGCUGGAGGAGAACAGAAUAUAGGCCAUAGUGUUGUAGAUCACCUGAAUUUCUGCUCAAGGUUAAGAAUGGAACAAAUUGAGGCUGGAGAUGCUCAAACUUUAGUGAAUAUUUUAAGUCAGGAACAAUCAGAGGAUCCAAACUUCUUUUUUAGAGUGAAGUUUGACAAGGAAGGAAGAAUUUGCAAUAUCUUUUGGAGAGAUUCAAUGAUGCUAGAAGACUAUAGGAUAUAUGGAGAUGUUCUUGUCUUUGAUACAACAUACAGAACCAACAUAUAUAAUCUUAUAUGUGCUCCAUUUGUUGGCAUAAAUAACCACUGGCAUAAUUGUAUGUUUGCUUGUGCUUUUAUUGGGGAUGAAACGACAGAUUCAUUUGUGUGGUUACUACAAACCUUCUUCAAAGCUAUGGAGGAUAGAAAACCAACUUCAAUAUUCACUGACCAGGACCAAGCAAUGGAAAAUGCUAUACUGGAGGUGAUUCCUAAUACAAGACAUAGACUUUGUAUAUGGCAUUUGGAGCAAAAUGCCAUAACCAGAUUUGGAGCUCUUAAAAAAGACAAAGAAUUCAAAUUUGCAUUCAACCAGUGCUUAAAGAUAGAUUUCUUUUCAACAGGGAUCUUAUCGUCACAAAGGAGUGAAAGCACUAAUCAUGCCAUAGGAUUCAGAGCAAGUAAAGCAACUACUUUGACAGAAUUUUAUACCAUAUUUAAGAAGACAACUAAUCGUUGGAGAAGCAUAGAGAAAUAUGAUGAGUUUACCUGUAUCAAGUCAAUAGCAUUCACUUCAUUGCCUCUAUCUGGAAUGCUAAAGCAUGCUGCACAGGUUUUCACUUUAUCACUCUUUAGAAAUUUUGAAGAGGAGUUUGGAUACUCUAUGGCAACAACUGUUCAGAUGUUAGGCAGUAAUGAAGAAUGCCUACUUUAUCAAGUAACACUAGAAGACAAGCCAUGGUCUGCACAUCAAGUAAACUAUAUACAAGAGAGCCAAACUGUAUGGUGUACUUGCAAAAACUUUGAAGCAUCUGGAUGGUUAUGUUAUCAUUGCAUCAGAAUUCUACAUUUGCAUUCAGUAACAAGAAUACCAGACAAGUAUGUUUCAAAAAGAUGGACUAAGUUUGCAAAAACAGAGGCAUGGGAUAGGUUGAAGAAUCAGGAUCCUAAACAGCAAUAUAUUCCAUGGAGGCAAACAAUGAUGAGGAAAUACUACAAUCUAAUCUUAAAAAGUCAAGAAAAUGAAGAGACAAGAGCAUUUAUGGAAGAAAGCUUCAGAAACAGUCUUAAAAUGGUGGAAGACUUACUUGCUAGUGCUGCUCAGAAGAAAGUGCAGAAGCUGCUUCUAACAUUCCUGAUGUGGCAGACAACACUCAAAGCAAUACUAACGCUUCUUCAACAUCGAGUACAAGCACAUGUGUACCAAUAA
Molecule: messenger RNA, 2253 nt
Organism: Chenopodium quinoa (quinoa)
Lineage: Eukaryota; Viridiplantae; Streptophyta; Magnoliopsida; Caryophyllales; Amaranthaceae
Product: protein FAR1-RELATED SEQUENCE 5-like
Exons: 5
Coding region: 1-2253 (750 amino acids)
Molecular function (GO): zinc ion binding
Source: RefSeq, a predicted model, not a curated record